AUGGGCCCACUGCAGGUUCGACAGGUUCGACAGGCUCAGCAGGUUCGGCAGGCUCGGGUUUUGCAGGCGCAAGCAGAAGGUGAGCCGCAAUUACCUUCUCCUGUGAAUGCAGAAGAGGGUGAAGCGCAGGGAGUAGCAGAAGCAGAGGUGAAGCAGCCAGCUAAAGCACCGCAAGUAGCACCACAGCAGAUAGGCACACUGUCAUUGCCUAACGGGGGAGAGGAGAAGGGUGCUGGAGAGGGGAAAAGGGAAGGAGAGGGGGAGAAACGAGGUGAGGGGGAGAAGGAAGGAGAGGAGGAGAAGGAAGGAGAGGAGGAGAAGGAAGGAGAGGAGGAGAAGGAAGGAGAGGAGGAGAAGGAAGGAGAGGAGGAGAAGGAAGGAGAGGAGGAGAAGGAAGGAGAGGGGGAGAAGGAAGGGGAGAAGGAGAAUGAAGGAGAGAGGGGGAAGGAAAGCGAGGGGGAGAAGGAAGGAGAGGGGGAGGAAGGAAGGAAGGAGGAGGAAGGAGAAGGAGAGAGGAAAGGAGAAGGAGAGAAGGAGGGAAAAGGGCAGAAGGAAUUAGAAGGGGAAAAUGAACGAGAGAGCGAGAAAGAAGGAGAGAAAGAGGAGGAGGGAGAAGGGGAGAAGGAAGGAGAAGGGGGGACAGAAGGAGAGGACCUGCCGGAAGAUUCCCAGAAGGUGCUGCUGGGCGGCAUGGGGGCGGCGCUGGUGGCUGCCAAGAUGUGGCCGUGUAACCUGUUCGGCGGGCGGGCGGCAUGCCGCCCUGUAGCUAACACCGGCAGGGGAAAUGAAGGACCAGAGAGGGCAAACGGCAAGGAGAAAGACGAGGAGGGGAGUGUGAGAGUGGGGAUGAUGCAGCAGUGUGCCGUUGACCUGGUCAACCCUACAGUUGACUGCGCGUACACCCUGGAGGAGCAGGAGGGGCAGGCGCUGGACCCGGAUGUGGUGGUGCGAGCGCGGCUGCAGCAGGGGGGGUACUCCGCGCCCUGUGAGCCGUGCCUGCAGGCGCUGCACCGCUUCUGGUGCGGCCAGACUGUUCCCACGUGCGGCACCUUUGAGAAGAUUGUGGAUGAAGUGCUGCCGGAGCUGCGCCAGAUAACGACGGGCCAGGAGAAGCCUGACGAGCUCAUAGAAGCCGCCCUCCCUCGCAUGCUCGCAGCCUUUUCUCUCGGGCUGCCCUGCAAAGAAAUGUGCCUCGAAGUCACCUCGCUCUGCAGCUGCGGCCAGAUCACCACCUUCGGGCAGACGAUGGAAUUUUUGGAGGCUGCCCGUCCAGGCAAGGAGCCUGAUGUAAGGGUGCCCGUAGGAUUCACAACAGGGAUGUCGAAUCGGACGGCUGAGAAGAUCUUCAAUCAUGUGUGGGAUCGGCACCUCUGCGACCUCUUCUCUCCGUCAGAUAUGCCGGGUUUCGAGGGCAAAUGCUACAAGCACACGCGGGAGGAGGUGCAGGCACAGGCGGGCGGCUGUGAAUGGUGCAAGGAGGGUGCGGAGAGGCCUGAUGAGAUGGCGGUGGAGAUUGUGGCACAAAUGGCGCAGUCUAUAUCGAGUAUGAUGCAG
Closterium sp. Yama58-4 is the source of this 1554-nucleotide messenger RNA. NCBI's taxonomy places the organism in Eukaryota, Viridiplantae, Streptophyta, Zygnematophyceae, Desmidiales, Closteriaceae. The record is from the annotation of a GenBank genome assembly.